Molecule: messenger RNA, 9551 nt
Organism: Podarcis lilfordi (Lilford's wall lizard)
Lineage: Eukaryota; Metazoa; Chordata; Lepidosauria; Squamata; Lacertidae
Source: the annotation of a GenBank genome assembly
AUGUAUCUGAUUGCUGCUGUCUGCAUUGUGAUGAGCUUUUUGGAAGAAGUCGAUAGUUUCUGCCCAUCUCAGUGCACUUGCAUCUAUCAUGGCAGAGGGGACGACACUGGAACAAGGUAGGCUUUUCUUUUCUGUUCUGUUCAAAAGAAAAUGCUACUCAGUACAACCACAGGAAAGCAGCCGAUGAAAUUUCAAAAAAAAUUCCAAUGCUACUAGUGAUUGGUGUAAAUGCUACAGUGGUUCAUGUGCUUUGCAAGUUAUUUCUGCAGCAAAUUAAUAUACCAGGGGAGAAAUUAGAAUUCCCACCCCCCCACCCCGCUUUGCACUCUUAUAGUAAGCUACAUGCAUAGGCAGGGUAGCUGGCCGCAGAGUCUGAUCUAAUUGGAUUGCAGUAAAGGGGGCUGAAACUGCAGGGGGGAAAUGUCAAUGCAAGCCUAUACAUGUCUACUCAGAAGUAAGCCCCACUAUACUCAUUGUGGCUUUACGGGUAAGUGAGUGAGUAUAGAACUGUUUCCUUCAUUGCUUCAGACAAAUGCCCCUAGAAUCUACAUCCUUCUGCAAUGCCAGUAUUUUGAAAAUAGUUUUAAAGAACAUCUAGUCAGUGCACAUCACUUUUUUACAGUUAUUCAUUCCGUAGGGAAGCCAUAUUUGAAACAAAGAAGAUACUGAUAUCCAGGUCCAGAAUUCUAUGAGAGCAAUCGUGCCCACGAAUUUCAGCUUUGCUCCAUUCCAGAAUGAUGGAAUAGAGAAGGAUGGUGCACUGAGUCAAGAGAAGGUUCAGGGACUUGAUUGUAGGCCAGAAGCUAUUUGUGCAACCCAGGCUUCAGGAUGCAGUGGAUUCUGUGGCCCCACAGCAAUCAUUUGCAAAUAUGGUGGGGCAAUCCAUUGACAGAAGCCUGUUUCUUCAGCGGGGGUGGGGGGUCCCUCAGCAACACCACUGGAGUGAAGUCAAGGUCUGGAAACUUCAACACAAUUUGUAAUGAUAGAUUCAAAACAUGUAUUUUAUUCUCUAUUUGGAAAAGGAAACAAUGUUCAUUUAGUUGUAUUGUACCUUAUGUGGGACAAACAAAGGACAUAAAAGCAAUACAAACAUCUGCAGUUUGUAUUACAUUGUUUGCUAAAUAGUUGACUACUUAUUGGUUUUAUCUUUUUUUUAAUCGUGAGUGGCUUUGAGACAUUGAUUUGCUUAAAGUGACUAACAAAUGUUAAGAACUGUUGGAAAUAAUGGAUGGUACAGCAUAAGGUGAAACACAAAUGAAAGUAAAAAUCCAACUGUCUAGAAUUUCUAAAAUGAUAUUUUUAAUAUGAUAGGCUUAGCCUUUUUGGACCCUGCCUCAGCAGCUUCAUGGAAUUCAUGAGAGGAUGGUUAUUUUCAGCACCUGCAAAUAUAAUUUAGUUUAUUUUUUUGAUAUAUUUUAGUUUUCUAAAGCCAGAUAUAAUGGUUAGCUAGAAAAGGGAUUUGGUUUUAGGACUUGUGCAGUUCUUUUUUUCUUGCACAGAUAUGCUGCAAUCUUAUACCGGUUUCAGUGGGAGUAGAUACGCUUUGAACUGCACUGCCUUAUCUUCCCAAAUGCCAUCGAGUGGGGGAAGGGAACAAAAUGUCAGCUCAAUUAGAUGAAGUGGUUUUGAAAACCCUUCCUUCAGAAAAUAAAUUCAGAAGCAUUCCAGACGCUUUUUGAGUCUAGAUAUGUUAUAAAUUGUGCUUGAAGGUUCUUUGGCUCUGGUGCUCCACAUUUAAGGUUUCGUUUUCACUAUUUGUUCUUACAUAAUCCUAUUGUGAACUCAUUAGUGUUUCUCUGGUCGGAGAUUCAUGGAAUUAGUGGUCAGUUAGAAAAGGGGUUUGUCUUUAGGAAUUGUGCAGUUCUUCUUCUCUUGCACAAAUAUGCUGCAAUCUUAUAACAGCUUAAUAAGAAUAGUUAAAUCAUGUAUGCUGUCAGCCAUCUGGCGUUGUCCAUGCCUGUGUUCCUUCUUGAAUCGGGCUUAGCCUCUGCUUGUGGCCUCUGGUAGGUGAUACCACAAACGGUAGAUGAGACUGUUAGGCACGAGGCGCUGGGCCUUGUUGAAAUCCUGAGUAAUAUGCUUAUGACCCCCGUAAUAGAGGCUAUAACUUAGUUUUCAAAACCAGUUUAUUUUGGAUGGCUUUCUCUUAAAGGACACCUAGCACGUCUGAUUACAUUUCAUCACCAUUAUUAUUAAGUGUAUCAUGCUGUUUUCCUGUGUGGUGUUUUAGGCUUUGAAUGAUCAAAUUUUUAUUGAAAUGUGAUGUUAGGUUUUAUUGUUGUUUUAAAUGUAAGCUGCCUUGUGAGGGCUUUUGUCCUGAAAGGCGGCCUAGGGAUAGAUAGAAAAUUAAAAAUGAUGGGCUAAACCAGUUCCUAGACGGUACUAUUGUACCGUCAGACGGCAGGUGAGGGGAGCACAUGGUUAAGCAGUGGAGUAGGGUGAGGGACGGUGUCAUCUGCCCUCCUCUCAGCUCUGACUUUUUCUUACACCUGAGGAGAGUAGCUGAUGCUCAAGUAAAUCUGCCUAAAACAUCAAGCCAGGUGAGUGUCUGAGACUGUUGUGUCCACCCAAUUUGGAGGAAGUGUGUCAUGGGCACUUUGUAUAUGUACCUCAGAAGGACCACAACACCAGCUGAAGGCAAUCGGUUUGGUGUGAGACCAGUGGGGAUGAAGAGUGGUUGCCGCCCUCUGUUUUCAGUCUCCGAUUCCUGUCAUCCCCAGCCAGUGUUGUUCAGCACCAUGUGGACUUCCUCUGGUGUGGGCUACAUCCUCCUCUGCUCACUUAACAUCAACCUGCAGUGAAAGAGCAGACUUGACAUGAGGGUUUGAAGGGUUAUUACAGGCUUCCUCAACUUCAGCCCUCCAUAUGUUUUUUGGCCUACAACUCCCAUGAUCCCUAGCUAGCAGGACCAGUGGUCAGGGAUGAUGGGAAUUGUAGUCUCAAAAAACAUCUGGAGGGCCGAGGUUGAGGAAGCCUGGGUCAUCAUAACCCCCUUUAUACUGUGCUAUUGACUGGGUUAGGUUGCAAUCCAAGCCCUUGGCUAGCAGCAAUGGGGCUUAACAGUGGUGUAACCACUGUCACAUGCCAGGGCAGAAGAUGGGUGAGGAAGAGGAAAAUGCCUGUCUGCAACACAGGUUGGCAAAGCGAAAAGGCCCAUCUUGGGCCCAUUGCCAUCAUGUGACUGUGCUAUGGCCCUAUCGACAGUGUACAUUUCAGGUAGUAUCAUGCCACUUUAAACAGCCAUGGCUUCCCUCAAAGAAUCCUGGGAACUGUAAUUUGUUAGGAGUUGUUAGGAGGAGACCCCUGUUGCCCUCAAAGAGCUAUAAUUCCCAGAAUUCCAUGGGAUUGUUCGUUAAACCACUAUGGGACUUAUAGCUGUGAGGGAAAUAGGGUUCCUUGAAAAAUUCAUUGAAAACAAUUCAUUAUCGCCUCUCUUUCUUUUUGUUUUACCUUAGGUCUGUGCUGUGCAAUGAUCCUGAUAUGUUUGAGAUACCUGUAAAUGUUCCAGUGGAUACAAUGAAACUCCGGAUAGAAAAGACUGUCAUACGAAAGAUCCCAACUGAAGCCUUCUACUACCUGGUGGAUCUCAAAUACCUGUGGCUUACCUACAACUCUAUAGCAAACAUUGACACGAGCAGCUUCUAUAAUUUAAAACUACUGCAUGAAUUGCGCCUGGAUGGGAAUUUGCUGUCGAGUUUCCCUUGGGAAUCUUUGGCUGAGAUGCCUAACCUCCGAACACUUGACUUACACAACAACCUAAUGACCAGCAUUCCUGCUGAGGCCGGCAAAUAUCUGAGGAAUCUCACUUACCUGGACAUAUCUAGCAAUAAAUUAACCUCUCUGCCAUCAGACAUCUUGGAUAUCUUGCUUCCUUUUUCUGAAACAGGAUUGCCCAGAAACACAGAACCCAGGAAUGCAGACUCCAUAAUACAGAGGGUCAUAUUAGGUAAGCCGGCAAAUAUCGUGAAAUUCCUUCUUUGAACUGUGCCAGCUGGCAUGAAUCUUGAAUGAGUCACUGAGCCAUUGAAAAAUAGUUCUGGCCAUACAUUUCUUGCACUGCUGUUUCCCUAAAUUUUAGUUUGGCAUUUUAGCAUGAAAGGCAUGUGAGAACAGCAAGAUCUGGAACUUGGUUAGAAUACUUUGAUCAAUGCUGUCUAUUGUGUUGAUUGGAGCACCCACAAUUCCUAUGGUCUGCUUUGCUGACUAGCGGGAAGCACUGCCACUGCUUGUGUGCCUUGUGAGCUUUUGAUGUGCUGACCAGAACCCCCUGCAGAUGUGCAUUGCUGUGACAUGUUUGCUUUAAGCGUCUUAAAGGAACUGACCUGACAAAAGUUCCAUUCAUGAUCCAGUGGGGGCAGGGCAUACACAAAGUCAUUGGCUUUGGUAUUAUAACCACACAUGUGGGUUCUGCAACAAAAUGUAGCAGUGUCAUGUGAUUCUGCUCAGGAUACUCUUUUCCAGGACAUUCCAUUCAAUUCCCAACCCCAGUUUUCUGUUUUCUUCAAGAGGCAGUCAGUAUUCCAUGUCCUUUGAGCUCCUCACAGAGCAGCUUUGGAGUGGGCUCCCUAGUUUUCCACCCCUCUAAAGAUUGUACUUUUGCACAUGUGUUCUACAAUAUGCAUUGGCAAAAUAUGGGGGCAACUCUCGAGGUUUCACAAAGCCUGCUGUUACAUUUCUCCUGUGCAGUGAUGGGCUGUUCAAGUAGCACAUACAAAUAUGUACCAGGUCAAAUAUGCACCAUUGUCCACAUUCAGAGAAUGAGUUUGCUAACUUUAUGCGUUAUAUAGCAGUGUUUCCUAAUCCUUCAAGAAUUGCAUAUCCCUGCUGAGAGUUUAGUCUUACCUGAAUACCCCUUCUAGGACAAAUAUAACUUGGGGGUAGUAUUAAUAAUACGAUUUAACUAUGAUAAAGUAAAAUAAAAAUAUUCUGCUGUGCACCCUUUAAGACCCUUUCAUGUAUCCCCUGGGAUGCAUGCACUACGCUUUGGGAAACACGGUUUUUUGGGUUGUCCAAAUACCACAGUUAUCCUUGCGGGUGACUUUGCUAGACAACUUAGGUAGUACAAAUCGCUGUUCAGCAGAGGGUGCUGUUCCUUUUAUAGUUGGAACUGAGCACCAGUUUCUGAAUGCGCCACUCUGAAGGUUAUGCUGUACACAUGACUUUUAAAUCACUUCUCAUUUCUCCUGCGGAUUGAUUCUUCUCUUGCACUAUCUUCUCAUAAAUCAUUGCUGCUGAUCCUGAUUCAAUAUCAGGUGCCUCCUCACAAAUUAUCUUGUUUUGCAUGCAGAAUUGGCAGUGCCAAAAGCCAACAAAACAAAAGUCUGGCAUCUCCAAUUCUAAAAUAAAACUCAGUACUGGAAAUUCUGGGAGGCAUUUAAAGUUCCUUGCACUGUUUCUGCACAAGGGAGCUGGUGCACAACUGCCCUGAAUUAGGGAUUCAUUUAUUGAAUCAGCUGCAAUAGAGAUUCAUGCCUAGAAUGUUGUUUUUGUCUCUCCUUUCCCCCAUCUUUCUUUUUCCUGUUCGGUAGUGCCUAUUCUUUCUGAAUUUUUCUGCUGGGCCCUUUCUCAAUGUUCAGAUCUGCACGAGUUUUUUUUUUAAAUUAUUAUUCUUAUUCUUUAUAAUCACACUUUCCUCCAGGCUCAUUGAAUAACUUACAAAAAAAUCAUUCAGUUGAAAAUCUAACUAUAACAUACAUCAAAAUCACCCUCCUAUUAGUUAUGCAUUACAGUAUAUUCUUUUGUCCCUACUCAUUUAUCCUAAUUUUUUCCCCUUCUUCCCUCCCCUAUAACCCCUCCCCCCCAAUUGUUCUCUCUUCAAAUCUUUAACCAUGUGCACAGAUUAUUCAUUCUAAUUUGGAUGCUUGGGUUGGCUUCCCGUCUGCAUAGAUUUAAAUAUAUUUACUGGUGCCUUCUACUCUAAUGAUAGCAUCAAAGUUUGGAAUUAAGUGAACAUAGGAAGCUGCCUUCUACUGAGUCAGACUAUUGGUCCAUCAGUAUCGUCUACACUGACUGGCAGCAGCUCUCCAGGAUGUCAGGCGAGGUUCUCUCCUGAGAUGACAUGGAUUGAACUGGAGACCACCUGCAUGCAAAGAAGAAGCUUUAGCACUUAGCUAUUACGCUUCCCAAAGGGCUUGUAAGGACAAACUUAAGAGUUUGCAAUUCCAGUUGUCACUACUGACAGAUACAUCUGAGUGUGAGGGAAAAGGGGAGCAGGCAGCAAAAUGAGGCACACGGAUUGGUGGGGGACAUUGAUUGGUUAGUGAGAUGUACCUGGACUCAUCCUUUUUUCACUGAAGUGUAAUGUGGUUCAAAUUUUGGAGCGGGCUAAAAGGAGAAAGUACAAUGGGAAGAUAUUUCAAAAUAUUUCAGGCAGUUGGCCCAUUGCUAUCUGUCCUCUUUACUUCCAUGACUUCCACCUUGACAGAAACAUUUCAGGGUGUGGAGAAGGGAGAGGGAGGGAGGGAGAUGUCCUCAUCUUACAGUGCUGGGAGAGACCACUGAUCCUAGAGAGUCACUGUCAGUCAUUGCAGACAGUACUGAACUAGAUGGAUCAAAGGCCUGGCUUGGUAUAACUUAAGCUCCCCCCCCCAUGUUGUCAGGCAUAACUUCAGCUGCUUAAAAAAUGAGAAGCAGGAUGAGGCUAAAAGAACAGCACCAGAUAGACUGGCACUGUAGGCUUAUUGCUAAGACAUUGCCUCUUGUGUCUAGUGGAGGCUUCUCUGUUAGGGCAAAUGGGGCACAACCCACCAGCCUGAGCCUUGAGUCCUCAAAGCCCACUUUCCUACUGACAACCACUCCAGGGCCUGGCACUGCCUGUUGGCUUCCUCCUCCCGAGUCUCAGAGUUGACCCUGUAGAAACUCAGGAGGGAGGAGGAUGGGGACAAGGCUAGAAUUAGCUUGCUCUGCCUUUCAUUGUCUCUACCUGCUGUUGGGCUCCCUGCCCUUUGUCCCAGCUGUACAAUGGUCUGACUCAGUAUAAGGCAGCUUCCUACGCUCCUAUCCCUGCCAAGAACCUGCCCAUGUAACUGAUGCCUGCAGAAAGCAGGCUUCACCUCUUCUGCCCAUCAGCUUCCUGCAUUGGCUGUGUAAGCAAGUUGCCUGCAGAAGCUGGUGGUUGGUAUUUUCCUCAUGCUUGUGGAUCUCUGGAAGGCAUUCAGUUGGCCACUAUAGAAAACCAGACCCCCUGCCACUGAGCUAUGGCCCUUCCCUGUCAUUUCUUAUGAAAUAUUGUGUUUCUCCCAAGCUAGCUUUUAUCUGAAUUGAGAAAAAGAACGGCCUAGCUGUGUUUUAAGCCAGCAAUAUGUACACUGAGUUGCAUUGCUAGCAAGACUACGAGCAUACUAUUCUUCUGUUUUCAGGCUUGCAAGACAACCCAUGGUAUUGUGACUGUCGGAUUUCCAAGCUAAUUGAAUUUUCCAAAAUUGUGGAUACCGCCAUUUUGCUUCUGGACCCUUUUGUGGCUUGCAGUGGACCUGAGAGCCUGGCUGGGAUUUUGUUCCAAAGAGCAGAGCUGGAACAGUGCUUGAAACCAUCCGUCAUGACUUCGGCCACAAAGAUCACCUCGCCCCUGGGAAGCAACGUCCUACUGCGCUGUGAUGCAACUGGCUACCCCACCCCACAACUCACCUGGGUUAGGUCAGACAAUGUGCCGGUGAACUAUACAGGUAUUGAGUCUCAAGCAAAAGGGAGACUAUAGGUCAUUUUACCUUGAGUUGACAGUCACCUGUGAGAUCACUGAGAACCAAAAUAGGGGUGUAGUCAUCAAGAGUGGUGGGCUGGAGUUCAAAUGCCCACUCAGCCAUGAAGCUCACUAGGUAGUCUUGGCCAGCCACUAUAGCCCUCUUCAUGCAUUACUCAUGUGUAGAGAGGAAGUGUGGUGAAAUGGAUGGCAGGGAUAUGAAUGAUGCUUCUCCUGCUGCCCUCUCCUUCCUUAUGUUGAACACCACCCCAGUCUCCAAGUGGUGUGAAAUUCCAGGGCUUCCAGGCACUUAGCCAGGGUCUGUGUUUCCUUUUAGAAAUGUAUUAGAUCUUUUUUAUUGGAUGCUGCUGGUCUGAGAGGCAGAACAAGAAAUCCGUUUUUAUAGAUCAUUGUAUGUAGGGCUGACUUGGAUCCUGUGCCAUUCAACCAGUUUCACAUACCUGAAACAGAUUUACAGCCCACCCUUGCAUAUAUUUGUUUAGAAUCAAGUCCUACAGAGUCCAGUGGAUUUUGGAUUAAAAUACGAUAUACUGCAGGAGAAAUGUUUCUUCUAAGAUGGUGUCUGAAUAAUCAGACUUAAAGGUUUUUAAUGGGACGGGUUGACCUUAAUCAACUGAUUGAUCUUAAUCAGUGAAAUGUUGUAGCCCUAUGAAAAAAGUUCCUUGUCAUUUGAAAUGUAUGUUGUAACACCACAAAAAGCACACUAAGGUAGUAUGAAUGCUGCUGCUUCGUGUUCAGGUUAUCACACUCACCUGCAUUGAAUUGUUUUCCAGUUAUUCAAGAAAGUCCUGGUGAAGGUGUAAGAUGGUCCAUCAUCAGCUUGACAGGCAUUUCCUACAAGGAUGCAGGUGACUACAGAUGCAAGGCCAAAAAUUUGGCUGGAAUGUCAGAAGCUGCUGUUACAGUCACUGUUGUUGGCGUUGUCACCACAACUGUUUCUCCACAAAAGUACGGGAAAAAGACUGCAGCAGACCAGCAAAACACCACCCAGGAAGAGGUCAAACAAGAAUCCUUGAAUGCAACCACCGCUUCUCCUUCAACACUGCCUACAAGCACCACUUAUCCUACAACAGUGGCUACCAGUGAAAGGCCUACAACUGACAGAAGCAGCGACAAAAAACCACCCAAGUCAAUGCCAGAUGGAAGAAAGAACGCCAAAUCAAAUACAAACGGAGGCAAGAAACAACCAGGUGAUGUCAGCAAGAAGGAUGACGGGACAUCCCUCAGCGCAGCAGCAGGAGCUGAAAAAAAUGGUGCAGUAAAAAACCUAAGAGUAAUUCCUGAAACUGACGAAAGAGUGACCUUAACAUGGAAAACUGCCAAUGUCACAAGCAACUCUUCUUUGACUGUGUUGUACUCAAAGUAUGGGGAGAAAGACAUGCUGCCCCUGAGCACAGACCCCUCGAAAAACAAAGUCACCAUAGAUGGUUUGGAACCCAGCACACAAUAUAUGGCCUGUGUUGUUCCCAAAGGGACCCCACCUACGAAGGACCAAUGCAUCAUUUUCUCCACUGAUGGAAUUACCAUGGAAGAUGAUUAUCAGAUUCCCAUUUUGCUGGUAGCUGGUGGGGUGGCCUGUGCCGUUGUCUUACCAUUGAUAUUUUUCUUACUGUAUAAAGUCUUAAUGCUUCACAGGAAACCAAAACCUGUCAGGGAAGAUGACCUUGAAAAAGAGACUUACGUCAAAUUUGAAACCCUUUCCCUCAAACCACGUUCCGUGGUGGCAGGUGGGGAGCUUUGGGCUCGGCGGAACACCGAUGAGUCAGAAAGACUACUGCUGUGUUCUAGGUCAAGUAUGGAUUCUCAGAUGACCUUCAAAAGUGAAGGCUCAAGGUCAGAGUACCUCUGCUGA